AUGCCUCCCCUCGGGAGUGGGAGCCCAGUCUCCAGGGCAGCUGCGGUGGCGGCAGCUCGCGCGCCCUCCUUCCUUCCUCCCUCCCGUCCCCUCCUCUCCAGCCCCUUCCCGUCCCCUCCCGUCCCCUCCAGUCCCGUCCCGUCCCGUCCCGUCCCGUCCCGUCCCCUGCGGGCCGCCGCCGCCCUUCGCUCCAGAGCCGACCCCAUGGCGGCCUCCGCCGGGGCCCCGCCGCAGGCGGAGCGACGGCGCUGGGGCUGGGGCUGGGGCCGUCGGGCCAGCGGGCCGCUGGGGCUCAGCCUCAGCCCCAAGCCUGCCUUCCCCUCGGAGCUGGCCGACGUGAACCCGGUGGCCGGGGCGCUCUAUGCGCCCAUCCCCGCGCCGGGGCCCGGCCCUCCCGCUGCCGCCCCGCCGUCACCGUCGCCAUCCCCGCCGCCCACCGUGAACCUGGACCCGCGCGUGUCCAUCUACAGCGUGUGGCGGCCGCUGCUCACCCGCACCCACAUCCAGGGACGUGUCUACAACUUCCUCGAGAGACCCACGGGCUGGAAGUGCUUCCUGUACCACUUCACGGUCUUCCUCAUUGUUCUGAUCUGCCUCAUCUUCAGCGUGCUCUCCACCAUCGAGCAGUAUGUUACCUUGGCCACCGGGACCCUCUUCUGGAUGGAAAUUGUACUCGUGGUAUUUUUUGGGACGGAGUAUGUGGUUCGUCUGUGGUCAGCGGGGUGCCGCAGCAAGUACGUGGGGAUCUGGGGACGGCUGCGCUUUGCCAGGAAGCCCAUUUCCAUCAUCGACCUCAUUGUGGUUGUGGCCUCCAUGAUUGUCCUCUGUGUGGGCUCCAAGGGGCAGGUCUUUGCAACGUCAGCCAUCAGGGGGAUUCGCUUCCUGCAGAUUCUACGGAUGCUACAUGUCGACCGGCAGGGCGGAACGUGGCGACUGCUGGGCUCGGUGGUCUUCAUCCAUCGGCAGGAGCUGAUAACCACCUUGUAUAUCGGGUUUCUGGGUCUAAUCUUCUCUUCCUACUUCGUAUAUUUGGCGGAAAAGGAUGCUGUGAACGAGUCGGGCCAGAUUGAGUUUGGCAGCUACGCCGAUGCCCUGUGGUGGGGUGUGGUGACCGUCACUACCAUUGGCUAUGGAGACAAGGUGCCGCAGACUUGGAUCGGGAAGACCAUCGCCUCCUGUUUCUCGGUCUUUGCCAUCUCGUUCUUCGCCCUCCCUGCGGGCAUUCUUGGUUCUGGCUUUGCCCUGAAGGUCCAGCAGAAACAGAGACAGAAGCAUUUCAACCGCCAGAUCCCAGCUGCGGCCUCCCUCAUUCAGACGGCUUGGAGAUGCUACGCAGCUGAGAACCCUGAUUCUUCAACGUGGAAAAUUUACAUCCGAAAACCUGCCCGAAAUUAUCACCUGUUGUCACCCAGUCCCAAACCCAAGAAAUCUGUCAUGGUAAAGAAGAAAAAAUUCAAACUGGAGAAGGACAAUGGGGUUGGCACUGGGGACAAAACGUUGACGGUGCCACAUAUCACGUAUGACCACGUAACAGAGGAGAGAAAGUCAGAGCAGUUUUCCAUCGAUGGAUAUGAAAAUUCUGUGAAGAAAAGCCCGUCGUCCCUGGAGGUGAACCCCGGCCGCUUCUUGAGGACCAACAGCUUUGCCGAGGAUCUGGACCUGGAAGGGGAGACCCUGCUGGCGCCGAUCACACACAUCUCCCAGCUGCGGGAACAUCACCGGGCCACCAUUAAGGUUCUCCGUCGCAUGCAGUAUUUUGUGGCCAAGAAGAAAUUCCAGCAAGCAAGGAAGCCUUAUGAUGUCCGCGAUGUCAUUGAGCAGUACUCUCAGGGUCAUCUCAACCUGAUGGUGCGCAUCAAGGAACUCCAGAGAAGGCUGGACCAGUCAAUAGGGAAGCCUUCUCUUUUCAUCUCAGUCUCAGAGAAGAAUAAAGACCGAGGGAAUAACACGAUUGGAGCCCGACUGAACAGGGUGGAAGACAAGGUGAUGCAGAUGGACCAGAAGCUUAACCUCAUCACAGACAUGCUACAUCACCUGGUUGCCUUGCGGCAAGGGGAUCAGAGUGGUGGUGGUGGCGGCGGCGGCGGCGGCGGCGGCGGCGGCGGCGGUGGGAGGCCUGCCCAGAGGUCCAGCUCCGAGAUGUUCCUAGGCAAUAACUCCCUCCCCACCUAUGAACAGCUGACGGUUCCCAGGAGGAUGCCGGAGGAAGCAUCCUGAUGGAGGCCUUCGGGCUCCGGGCCCCCAGGGUGGAGGCGGGCUGGGGGACAUUGUGAAGGAAGAGAACGGAGGUAAUUGACAACCAAAGCCUGCCUCCCCCAUCCUUAUCCCUUCACCCGACUGGAGGACAACAUGGCGGCUGAGAGAUGAGGGUGGCCUCUGCCUGAGGAGAACUCCCCUGCCUGACAGCAAGGGCUGUGGCUCUGGGCACCGUCAGAGCACAGGGCGUCCUAAGGCCCAUGAGUGGGCUGCCCUCACCCAGAGGGGAGCCACAGAAUCAGCAGAGCCUCGUCCAUCUGAAAAGACCCAAACGGCGUGGGCUAGGGCAGAGCAGAGGAUGAGGCUCUCGGGGACCCAAGCUUCUCCUUCCAAAGGAGAGCUGGAAUUCGUCAGUGCCGUGUCAAUGCUCUCACCCUGUUUGUCUCUAUCUCUCACUCUGUCUCUCUCUGAGCCACGGGACAACAGAACCGCAAGAAAGGCUCCCUGAGGCAGGUGGCAGGGGUCCACUGUUUCCCUUGCCUGGCCUGCCCUCUUCUUCCCAUCCCCGGGCCCCAAAGGGAAGGCCACAGCUAGCAAUGCUGCCCUUCUCUGCUUUUCUUCAGGGAAAGCAGAAGGGGCCUAAUCUGAGGAGACUUUUAGACUGUCCUGCUGUGAGGACCAGGAAAGGCCAGCUCCUCUCUGGAGACAAGAACCUUGCUCGUGGCUUCCAGGGGUCUGACGGUCUUCCGAGGAGCCACUGUGAGGGCCUUGUCUCAGAGAGCAAUCGAUAUCUCAUCAAUCCACACAAAUGACAAAAAUACAUGGAAAAUGCCCUCCUGGUAUUCCUCAUGACGGUCUAGCCAAGGGAAUUGGCUUAGCCAGACCUUACCAACCAAAGGUUUCCUGCUGGAGAGAAAGGGCAGAUUGUCCAACCUUCCAUCCCCUUCGGGCUGUGGUCAGGGCUAAACCCUGGGUGGGCCUGGGUGUGCUCUGUGGAGGGCAGUAGCUUUAGAACACGGAGCUCCCAAACCAGCCCUGGGGACCCCUGCCAGCAGCGGCAGGCCUGCGGGGCUUACCAACCGACCGCACACUCACUUCAUGGGGCUGCUUCUCCCCAGCCCAUCCUCCCAGGGCUGACCUGAUCUGGUCUGACAGCUGCACAGUAGAUGCGGUCUAAGGGUAUGGAGACUGAGAGCUGGAAUAGGGAAUAUUUCUGGGCAUUAUGCUUUCUGGCAAUCAAAAUAAUUUUGUGAUGAUUUGGGGGUUGGUUUCUUAAUGAGGGUCACAAUGUAAUUUCAGGAUAUUAAUCUUCCAUUCAUUUCCUAAUAAAUGCAGAGUAUUCUGUGGUU
This is a messenger RNA of Vombatus ursinus (common wombat), 3545 nucleotides long. RefSeq names its product potassium voltage-gated channel subfamily Q member 1 (gene KCNQ1). The record is from RefSeq and is a predicted model, not a curated record. Lineage: Eukaryota; Metazoa; Chordata; Mammalia; Diprotodontia; Vombatidae. The coding region runs from base 1 to 2217 and encodes 738 amino acids. Gene Ontology annotation, cellular component: voltage-gated potassium channel complex; membrane. Gene Ontology annotation, molecular function: voltage-gated potassium channel activity. Gene Ontology annotation, biological process: potassium ion transport; transmembrane transport. The transcript is spliced from 16 exons.